AUGAGUGCGAUGGAGCUGUUGAACGAGGUGCCGGGCUUUUCGUUGCACACGGCCGAGGUGGACUACGACGACGAUGCGGAUGAGGGGCAAGGCAAGAAGAGCAAGAAAAAGUCCGGCGGAUUCCAGGCGAUGGGCCUUAGUGCUCCGAUGCUGAAGAGCAUCCUCAAGCUGGGCUACAAAGUGCCGACACCGAUCCAGCGCAAGACGAUUCCGCUCAUCAUGGACGGCCGCGAUGUGGUUGCCAUGGCGAAGACGGGUUCCGGAAAAACGGGAUGCUUUCUGAUACCCCUGUUCGAGAAGCUACGCCACCGGGUAGCAAAAGCAGGCGGCGGUGCCAGGGCACUGAUCCUUUCGCCCACCCGCGAGCUGGCCAUCCAGACGUUUAAAUUCAUCAAACAGCUGGGACGGUUUAUGGAUCUGAAAACGAUCCUCGUUCUCGGCGGUGACUCGAUGGACGCACAGUUUGCGGCGGUUCACACCCUGCCGGACAUCAUUGUGGCCACACCGGGACGCUUUCUGCAUCUGUGCGUCGAGAUGGACCUGAAGCUACACUCGGUGGAGUACUGUGUGCUGGACGAAGCGGAUCGCCUGUUCGAAAUGGGCUUCGGCGAGCAGCUCACCGAAACCCUGCAACGGUUGCCGGAGUCGCGCCAAAUGGUCCUGUUUAGUGCGACGCUCCCGAAGCUGAUGGUCGAUUUUGCUACGGCCGGCCUGCUGCAGCCGGUGCUGGUGCGUUUGGACGUCGAAUCGAAGAUCCCGGAAACUCUUGACCUCAAGUACGUGUACUGUCGACCGGCCGAGCGUUACGCGGCGCUGUUGGUGCUGCUCCGAGAGACGAUUCCAGCCACGGCCCAAACGGUCAUAUUCGCCGGUACCCAGCACCACGUGGAGCUGAUUUCGAUGAUGCUUACGAAGGCCGGUAUCGCCAACAGUCACGUUUACUCCAGCUUGGACGCGUCGGCACGGAAGAUCAAUACGGCCAAAUUUACGAUGCACAAAGUGAACGUGCUCGUCGUGACGGACAUUGCUGCCCGCGGUCUCGACAUUCCGACGCUCGACUACGUGGUCAAUGUACACUUUCCCGGCAAACCGAAGCUAUUUAUUCAUCGCGUGGGUCGGUGUGCUCGUGCCGGCCGCAGUGGAACCGCCUAUUCGAUCUUCUCCAACGAUGACAUCGCGCACAUGAUCGAUCUGCACAUGUUUCUCAAUCGGCCACUGGACGUUACGAAUCGAUCGACGAUCGGCAUUCCACCACCCGAGAUACUCGAGACCGAGCACCAACUGGUGCAGGAGUACGUGCGGCACAUCGACGUCGCGACCGCGUACCGGGUGAGCAACAACGCGUACAAACAGUACAUUGCCACCCGACCGGCAGCAUCGGCCAGCUCGAACAAGCGGGCCAAAGAGUUCAAACUCGACCAACUGGCGGUGCUGGAUGACUUCGAACGCGAUCUCCCCACGGUGGAGGGCAAGGGAAAAAAGGGAAAGAAAGUAAAGAAGGCUGCCAAGGAGCAGCCCGCUACAGUACCGCGGCCUAAUCCGGCUACCUCCACCGAAGCGGACGCAUUUCGUAACGAUUUCUUGUCGCGCAUGAAAAACUAUCGACCCAGUACGACGAUCUUCGAGCUUAAUCCGCGAUCGAAUGCCCGGGAACUGGUCGCGAUGACGGAGAAGCGCCAGAAAGAUGGGCAGAAGAUCGAGAAGCACAAACGAAGGCUGACGGAACAGGAGCUGACCGAAAACGAACCGGGGACGAGUGGUGGAGGAAGUGCAAAGCGAAGCCGGAUGAAGGCGACCGCGGCCACGGCCACGGCGGUAGGUUCGCGGCGUGAUGAGGAACACUUUAUCGCCUACCAGCCGAAGGAUGCGAUCGAGGAGGACGGGUACGCGAUCGACAACUUUUCCCGGCAAGCCAACUCGGCCGAACUGAGCGUGGUCGGUGAUACGGCCGAAGGGCAGCGAAUGCACCGGCAGCUGCAGAAGUGGGACCGCAAGAAGAAGAAGAUGGUCAACGUGAAGAACCCGAAGGCGGGCAAGAUACGAACCGAGCACGGUGUGUGGAUUGCGGCAUCAUACAAAACGGGACGGUACGACAAGUGGAAGGAGCGCACGAAGGUGGACGAGCGAUUGGCCCAGGCGCAACAGCACGACUCGGACAGCGACGGCGAACAGGGGGCUGGCCAAUCGAUGCUGCAGAAGCAGUAUCCACACACGCACUGGGGCCGCCACAAUGCCAAGGCGGAACUGCGCAAGCUGCGCGACACGGACCUGAAGACGCCGGAGCAGAUUGCGAAGAAGCGGCUCGAGAAGGAAACGAAAGUGGCCCGCGAGAAGGCCGCUCGUUUGCGGAACGUUCAGCGCAAAAAGCGGGCGAUGGCGCGCAGGAAGUCGAAAGGCAAAAAGUAG
This is a messenger RNA of Anopheles cruzii, 2406 nucleotides long. RefSeq names its product ATP-dependent RNA helicase DDX54. The transcript has a single exon. Gene Ontology annotation, molecular function: ATP binding; RNA binding; RNA helicase activity. Lineage: Eukaryota; Metazoa; Arthropoda; Insecta; Diptera; Culicidae. The record is from RefSeq and is a predicted model, not a curated record. The coding region runs from base 1 to 2406 and encodes 801 amino acids. Gene Ontology annotation, cellular component: nucleus.